This is a messenger RNA of Cryptotermes secundus, 1296 nucleotides long. RefSeq names its product slit homolog 3 protein. Bases 75 to 926 code for a protein of 283 amino acids. The transcript is spliced from 2 exons. Gene Ontology annotation, molecular function: protein binding. The record is from RefSeq and is a predicted model, not a curated record. Lineage: Eukaryota; Metazoa; Arthropoda; Insecta; Blattodea; Kalotermitidae.
GUUUGCCUCUGUGAGCUUAGUUUGCAGCUCAUUUCUUGCUUCCAGUCAAGCCGGGACUGUCGGAACCACGCGCCAUGCUGACAACGCCGAAGUCUCUAGCCUUUGUCGCCAUGAUACUCUUGGGGGCUGCAAGUGGGGACUGUCCCUCGCCAUGCAGUUGUUACAGCGGAGGCGUGGACUGCAGCAACAGAGGACUGAUCCACCUGAAGAAGGACAUGUUCAACUGGAUAGGUGCUCAAGAGCUCCCAGAACUCACUCUCGAGAACAAUCGUUUGAUUUUACUUCCGGGCCAUAUAUUUGAUCCACUUUGGGGGCUCAAAACUCUUAACCUCAACCACAACCAAUUGAGAAUUCUUGAAGUUGGCGUUUUCUCGAGGCUAAGGAACCUCAGAUUCCUGGACAUGAAGGAUAACCAGCUGGUAACACUGCCGAUCGGACUGUUCGAGUACCAGAACAAACUGAUCUCUCUGGAUGUGAGGAACAACCUUUUGUCGACCCUCGACGUCGAGACAGUAUCUCCUAUGUUCAACCUGAAUAGUCUCGCCAUCAAAGGGAAUCCCCUAAAUUGCGACUGCAAUUUGCAACCUGUCGUAAUCUGGAGCUCCGGCAACAUAGAUAACACCGACGCUGAGUGCCACUUUCCUCCCGAGUACUCGAACCUCAGCUGGUAUGUGUUGGCAAGUGCCCUGUGCACAGUUCUACCUUUCACAGCAAGUCUCGCUCCAUCAGAAAAUGUGACAGACAUCUGUAUCGAGAUGUCGACUUCUGUUGUCGAUAACUACACCGAGAUAUUAUCGACCACUGGUGCAGAACCAGGAAGCAUGCAGCGUCGUUUCAACUCAUUUUCAGGCGGCAACAUAACUAUGGCAUUGCUGGUCUUUUUUAAUCUUCUUGUGCUGACUGUACCUUUGGUGUUUGUCUUCUGAUUCAAGAGAUAUAUAGUGAUAAACAGAGUGCGCUACGAAGAAGAGGGCCAACUGAAAUCAUUAUAUGACCGCACUAGUCCUGGUGGACAUUAUGACUGUUGCAUUCAAUCAUGGAAGAAAGGAGGUAAGAUUUAUAUGACAUGAUGUAGGCUAGUAUUUCGGAGCAUUUUAAGUUCACUAUCCUUGGUGCUGAAUAUUCUGUCAUAAUGCCCAACAGACUUCAUCGUCGUUUACCGAUCACAGUGGCCGCACAAUCGAAGGUUUGAAUUGUCUUCGCCGGCUCAAGCAUUAUGAUCGUGGGUGCGAAUCCAUCUAGAGGUUAUCUGUCUGCGUUUAUUCUGUGUUUAUGUUGUCACGUGUAGGUAGCGGC